UUCCCCACCUACAACAAUAUCAGCCCCACCACCACCACCACCUCUCAAGCUUCCCUCCCUUUGUAGUAGUCAUAGAAACCGUGACACUACUAGACAAGUAGUUUAAGCUUUUAGGAGGACGUGCAGGGGAAAAAUGGUUUCUACAAUAAGAGUUGUAUCAGUGCAGUUUGUGUGGUUGGCCUUCAGUCUGUGUUGUUCUGCCUUGGAUUCCCGUGAUUACUAUAACGCCCUUGAGAAAUCCAUCCUCUUCUUCGAGGGACAACGAUCAGGGAAACUACCAUCCAACCAGCACCUCACAUGGAGGGGCGAUUCUGGGUUAUCUGAUGGCUCCUCUUAUCAUGUGGAUCUAGUGGGUGGAUACUAUGAUGCAGGGGAUAAUGUCAAGUUUGGUCUGCCCAUGGCUUUCAGCAUGACAAUGUUGUCAUGGAGCAUUAUUGAGUUUGGUAGUUCAAUGCAGGACCAGAUGGAACAUGCUAAAGCUUCUAUCCGCUGGGGCACAGAUUAUCUGCUAAAAGCUUCCACGGCCACCCCUGACACAUUAUAUGUUCAAGUAGCAGACCCCAACAUGGAUCAUCGUUGCUGGGAGAGGCCUGAAGACAUGGAUACACCUCGUAAUGUAUACAAGGUUUCUACUAACAACCCAGGGUCUGAUGUUGCAGCAGAGACUGCUGCUGCAUUGGCCGCUGCUUCAAUUGUUUUCAAGGACUCUGAUCCUUCAUACUCUGCCCAUUUACUUCAGACUGCCAUGAAAGUAUUUGAUUUUGCAGACCAGUACAGAGGAUCUUACAGUGAUUCCCUUGGUUCAGUGGUGUGCCCAUUCUACUGCUCUUACUCUGGAUACCAUGAUGAGCUACUAUGGGGGGCAUCAUGGAUUCAUAGGGCCUCACAGAAUGGUUCCUACUUGGCUUACAUACAUUCCAAUGGCCACACUCUUGGUGCAGAUGAAGAUGACUACUCCUUCAGUUGGGAUGACAAGAGAGUUGGAACCAAAGUCCUUCUUUCAAAGGGCUUCUUAGAGAAGAGCAUCGAGGAAUUUCAACUAUAUAAAGUACAUUCAGACAAUUACAUCUGCUCCCUGAUUCCAGGAACAUCUAGUUUUCAGGCCCAGUAUACAACAGGUGGACUUCUCUACAAAGGAAGUGAGAGCAAUCUCCAGUAUGCAACUUCAAUGGCUUUCCUCCUAUUGACAUAUGCCAAGUAUCUGAACUCAAAUGGUGGAGUUGUCUCCUGUGGGACUUCAACUCUAACGGCUGCAAACCUCAUCUCACUGGCAAAGAAGCAGGUUGACUACAUUUUGGGACAGAACCCAGCAAAGAUGUCAUACAUGGUGGGUUUUGGUGAGAGGUAUCCACAGCACGUUCAUCAUAGGGGCUCAUCCCUACCAUCUGUACAUACACACCCUAAUCGCAUUGCCUGCAAUGAAGGGUUCCAGUAUUUAUACUCCAGUUUGUCCAACCCAAAUGUCCUUGUUGGAGCCAUAUUGGGUGGUCCAGAUAAUAGAGACAACUUUGCUGAUGACAGGAACAACUAUCAGCAGUCUGAGCCAGCUACUUACAUCAAUGCUCCAUUUGUAGGUGCUCUUGCAUAUUUUUCUGCUGCAACAUCAAUAGCGAACUGACUGAAUAUAAUUACAUUUCUCUUGAUGGAUAACAAUCGUCCCAUGUAAUUUCUAUCCUUCAAGGGGAGAUCGGAAGCCCUUAGGUCUGAUUUCCAUAUAAAAUAUCUAAAAUAAGGACAUGUGUUAAAUAUAAAAAAUGAGUUGAUUACUCUAUUUCUUAACAGUUA
Messenger RNA from Nelumbo nucifera (sacred lotus), 1785 nucleotides. Its product is annotated as endoglucanase 1-like. Gene Ontology annotation, biological process: carbohydrate metabolic process. Gene Ontology annotation, molecular function: hydrolase activity, hydrolyzing O-glycosyl compounds. Lineage: Eukaryota; Viridiplantae; Streptophyta; Magnoliopsida; Proteales; Nelumbonaceae. The record is from RefSeq and is a predicted model, not a curated record.